Messenger RNA from Cryptomeria japonica (Japanese cedar), 1413 nucleotides. Its product is annotated as zeatin O-xylosyltransferase. The record is from RefSeq and is a predicted model, not a curated record. The transcript has a single exon. Gene Ontology annotation, molecular function: UDP-glycosyltransferase activity. Bases 1 to 1413 code for a protein of 470 amino acids. NCBI's taxonomy places the organism in Eukaryota, Viridiplantae, Streptophyta, Pinopsida, Cupressales, Cupressaceae.
AUGGCUAGAGAUGGAAGUGGUACGAGAAUGCAAGUGGUGGUGCUGCCUCUGCCUGCACAGAGCCACCUCAAUUCGCUCCUUCAUUUCUCCAGAGUGAUCGCCGAACGAGGAGCAAGUGUAUCGUUCGUGGCCACUUCUACCCAUAUUCAACAAGUCCGCCGCCGUGCUGAGGGAUGGGAGCUCCACAACUUCGAUAUCAGUUUCCGUGAAUUGCCCAUGCCUCAUCUCACAGCUGGAGACCUUGAUUCUCAGAGCACUACAAUGUUUCCGCUUCAAUUGAUUCCUCUGUUUGAAGCCGUGGAGAAUCAGCUAGGGUCUCAUGUGGAUCAGCUACUACAGACUAUCUGCUCGGAGAACAAGAAUAGAGUGGUUCUGAUCUACGACGUGGCUAUGGGAUGGGUACAGACUGUGGCUACCAAAUAUUCAAUCCCUGCCUAUGUGUUCAGACCCACUGGCUCUUAUUAUAACUUGUGGAUGAAGAGGACACGUGAUGAGACAAUGGUUGUAUCCCCUGUUAACGUUUCAUUGAAACGUUGCUUUCCUGAAAGGUUUAUAAAGAAUUGGAGGCGACAAAGGACUCAGUUAGGGCCUGCCAAGGGAUAUAUCAUGAACACAUUCAGCGCACUGGAGUCAGAAUUCAUUCACCAGGAAAGAGAGGAAUUAGUCUUCGGCGGCAAGCCUGUGUGGACUGUGGGCCCUCUUCUUCCGCAGGCCUUCUUCAAUUAUGUACAGCGCUUGCGAUUACAGACGGACACGGAGUGCAUGAGAUGGUUGGAUACACAGGCUCCGACGUCCGUUCUCUACGUUUCAUUUGGCAGUGUAUCUUCUCUUUCGGCGACCCAGAUCCGAGAACUGGCCGACGGAUUGGAACGCAGCGGUCAGCCUUUUUUGUGGGUGCUCAGGAUUUCCGACGAAGCCCAUUUAUCGACAGAAUCGCAGUACGAUUCCGCUUGCGAGUUUCUCCAACAAGGGUAUGAGAGGCGAUUAGAGGGACGGGGUUUUAUUGCUAGGAAUUGGGCGCCUCAGAUUGACAUCCUAUUGCACAAGUCGACGGGUGGGUUUUUAACCCACUGCGGGUGGAAUUCGACGGUGGAGAGUAUCAGCGCAGGAGUGGGCAUGCUUGCUUGGCCUCUACAUUCUGAUCAGUUUGCCAAUUCGGCUCUAAUCACAUCGGAGUUGAAAGCGGGCGUGCAAGUGAAAGAAUGGCAAAACGCAAAGGAAAAUGAGAUGGUGAGUGCGGAGGAGGUUGAGAAAGCAGUGAAACGAUUGAUGAGGAGUGAGGAGGGAAUGCAAGUGAGAAAGAGGGUGCAGGAAUUGAGAAACGAAGCUCGAAAGGCAGUGGGCGAUGGAGGGUCUUCGUGGAAGGAUGUGGAUUCUCUUCUCCAUCACUUCUCUCAGUCAUUUUCAGAAUAG